UACCCAAAGACAUCUACCCGGUUACACUAUGAGAACCACAUCGAGAGUGCGUACUUUCUUGCGGGGAAGUUAACAUACCAGUGGCAAGAUACCAGCGGCGAGUGGGUUCAUGCAAAUGCAAAAACGGAUUGCAAUAAUGGCACAAACUACCUAAUGAAUAUGCAUGACUGUCAUGUGCUGAAGAAUCACGACGAAGACGCUUACUGCAUCUGUAUCUUCGACCCUGUUCUUAUUGGGGCAGAAGAGUACCAGCCAACAAAAGGCGUAUUCUUGGGAUACAAGACAUGAACCGAGAAAUUAAAAUCAAUAUAGGAAAAUAAUAGCUUGAAAUAAAAGGUUGUUCAAUCAUAGUGAGCCAAAUUCAACGUAUUUGGUUUUUGUUAUAGAAUUUAACUACCCAUAUACUCGAACCGAACAUUUUUGCCUUGUUUUCCUGUAAUUAGUUUGUAUGCCUAUGAAAGACUAAUUAAGUUAUAAUACAUGCUUUAAAAUUUAUGCAACCAGGACAUUAACUUCGGCCAAGUUUGGUCAACGGCAAUUUGUAAACCACUGGCCAAUUUUCCAUGACGCCCAAUAUAUGUUCAAUGCGCAGGUUACCAGUCAAAAUUGACUUUGUCACUGAUCGCAUUUGCCCUUUUAGUUGGAGCCAUUGGCCAUAAACCCGUAACAAGUUGUUCAUUGGUGAGCUGUCAGCAGAUUCUGUCAGUUGAUUAGCACAAUGUUUAAUGCAUGAUAAAUAACCAAAUUUAACAAUGUGAUAUUCAUGCGCAAAUGCAAUCGUUUUGGUAUCCUUGUAAACACAUAUAGGCCUAUAUGAGUGUGGAGCUUUCAGUAGCCUGUGCAUCACAGACGUACAAGUAAUGCAAUUUUCACAGACAAUUAUGCAAAUUUCCAAUGAUGAUAAUUUACAAACACUGAAUUUCACCUAGUUCACCUACGAAUGUGUUUUACGCGCGGAAGUUUAUUUGCAUGCCUGAUUCCCCGACGUCGCGCGCUCCGUAACCUAUAAGCGAGGCUUACCUGUCUUGGUUUCACUCCGGUAUUAUUUUCAAUCAGUGUGUGCAGUUGCAUGGCCUGUUUAUACCGUUGAUCAUACUAGAUGUAACUAACAGUUGGUUUGGGAAAUAAUUACACAUAGACUUUAUAAACGGUGCUAUAAUCUUUGUACAUAAAUGCACAGGUUGCUAUUCUGUUGUGGUUGACAUGCUAGAAAUAUUGGACUUAUGAAAUAUUUGUCAUUAAUGUUCUGUAAGAGGUUUAUUGAGGUUUACGUGACCCUGUAGAUUGGUUACUAAGUUGAUUGCCAUUCCUUUCGAUUUUGAAUAAUAUUUUCCAAUGUGGGUGAACUGGGUACUCUAGCGACUGGCGACAAGUUUAUGUUUGGUACGUGCUUUUGCUCGAAAGUUUCGGCUGUGCCAUUCCAAUCUCAGAGCACUGGUGACUAACUUCUGGUCAAUUCACCCCAUUUAUUGUACCGAGGACCCGCUUAGGAAAUUAAACUACAAAACCUGGGUUAGAACUAGGGUGAUUCGUUCUUUUUACUGACUGGUAAUGGGAUUAGCGUGAGCAAGGCCUUACCUAAAAGUUACACAAAGGGAGUAAAACUAGAACAACGGAACAGCCCAUAGACUGACGUGCUGACCUGGCCGUUUUGCCAUUAGCACCAGAAGUUUUGCGGAGCUUAUGCUAGGCCGACUUGAUGUCUUGAAAACUUGACACAUCAUGAAAGUGAGUCAUUCAUCCAAUCUACCUGAAAUAACUCUACCAAAUAGCGCCCUCAUCGGCGUUCAACUCACCGAUGACAAGGAUUACGAUAAGUUCAAGACAUAUGAGGCACGCAUUCCAGCCAAGUCUACCGUUCCUCUUCGAUCACCUGAGAGUGAGAAUAGUGUCCACAUCUAUUACUGUAUCAGUGGGAAAGGAACGUGUGGGGAGCCUGGAGGAGAUCAACGAGAUGUCAGCCCGGACACUGUGGUGGCACUGUCUUUCGAUAUGACCUACGAGUUGACAGUGUCGGCGGAGAGCGGUAUGCGUCUAUUUGUAGUCUACUAUCCAGACGCCAAGAUGGGCUACCGAUCGCUGGCUGUAGUAAGAGGUCUGUCUGAGAUAGUUGGCACGGACAGGGAUACCGACUGGGGAAACGGGCACAGUCGGCGAUAUCUCAUAAAACAAGAUGGCUUCCCUUUGGGUGUUCACAAUACCUGGGUUUACCCGAAGACAUCUACCCGACUAGGCUAUUUAAACCACAUUGAGAGUGUAUACUUCAUUGCAGGGACAGUUACGUAUCAGUGGUAUGAUACCAACGGUGAUUGGGUUCAUGAGACCUCGAAAACAGAACUUGAGAAUGGUACCAACUACCUGAUGAAUAUGCAUGACUGUCACGUAUUGCAGAACCAUGACGAAGACGCCUACUGUAUCUGUAUCUUCGAUCCUGUUCUGACUGGAAAGGAGAAUCAUAAGAUUACUGAAGGCGGGUUCUCUGGGUACGAAGCUUGCAUGGACUGUUAAUUGUUAUCAGAAUACAAAUAUAGCCAAUAUAUAUUCUUUACAGAAAUUCAUACAUUAAUUUACAAUCAUAUCUGAUGCGAACAUCAUUUACUUUAGUAAAUAAUACAGCACCCUAAUUCUUAUGUAGGCCUAGAUGUUAUGAUUUAAUCUUUUCUGAUGUCACUUCCUCUGUUGAGUCCAUUCUUACCCUUUUGCUGAUAUGGUUUAUUUUCAGAAAUGUAAGUUUUUAAUAAAAAUGUAUUAACUCCAUUCAAUUAAAAAAGUAUGCAUUUACACAGAUCUUCAACAUUAAAUAGAUUGAUUAACAUUGGUCAUGGAAAGUGAGAGUAAUUAUGCACCUUGCAUACCUUUUUCUAGUAAAAGAAGAGGAUAUAAAAUUAAACCACUUUUUUGACGUCACGUCAUUCAGAAAAGUGUCGAUUAUACUUAAGAAUUUACAGUAAACUAUACAUUCUUUUUUCAAGAAUGUGCAGUAAUUCUUGCAAAAAAAGGAAAAAUCAAAAUUGACUUUAGACACAGAAAUCGCAGUUGUGACUUUGGAUAGACCUGUCAUAUAAUGACGUCACUUUUGUUUACAUGUGCGCAUUCCCAUGGCGGUGAGGUGGGACCCGAUUCAUCGAGUUCUCAUAGGAAGAAUAGAUGUAUUACAUAGCGUGACAUUAUUAUGCUUAAGGUCUAUAUUAGAACGUCAAGCACAAUGAGAAACUCUCUUAACAGCUAGUGAAGUAAACCAUUUUAGAUGUUCGCAAUUUACCACGCUGAUAUUUUUAGUUUGAUGUUCGGUGACGGUAAACAGAUUUUCAUCUAAAAUGAAACACACCUUUCAUUUCACGCAUAAUGUGUGUUGUCCCAUUUUAUUUGUCUUUUUGUUUCGUCAUUUUUACUUAUUAUGUUUUAUGUUAAUUGUAACGUAUAAUUUUCAUCAUUUUCCUUGUGUUUUUCUUUUUAACAUUCGCAUUUAGCCUGGGUAACCUCAGUUUAACUCUUCCUCUGUUAUUAGAGUAAACAUUUCUCAAUAACUACAAGGACGACAAUUCAUAUGUAACUUAACGAAACCGAUUAAUCGUUUAGAAACUUACAUAUAUAGCAGUCCUUUCCGGAUCAUAUUAAAAAAAACUUCACUGACCGAGAGAUCGGGAUGAGUAAGCAUGUAAUUCCAAGGUUGUAAACAUGAUCUUCUUAAGGAGAUAGCGAACUGGGGUUUCGAAAUUAGCCGCUCGCGAAACUUGCUUGUUGGUGAUAUGUUUAGAGGAGGACAUUUAUUCAAUGUUGCCAUUGUGGACACAAAUUAGAUACACAAAUGUACAUUUGUCACAGAUAAAUAUCAUUAAUAUCAUCAUUGUUACAUAACAUUAAGAAGAAAAUGACAACAUUUUGGUGUUAGGUUAAGCAUGCAAAUGCUUUUGUACCCUAACCUAUGGACAGACAGACAACGAGGAGGCAAUCAGAAAAGAAGACCAAAAAACGUACAGUCAAGGGACAAACAAAACAUAGCAUACGGCUGACAAGUGUGAGACAAGGACAAGAUGCUUAAUUAAAAGAGCACUUCGGAAAAUUUAUGUACAUUUCUCUGAAAAAAUUUGUUUUUAGUUUCUUUACAAAGACGGGUAAAGAUAGACAUUGACGUCCUGCUAAACUGGACGUACAGGUUUCCCUUUGAACUACUUCGUGUAUUGAAAUCAUGGAUGGUUGAUGUCAAGGUAAAACAGGCUUUAUGACAGGGAGGGAGUAGGUCAUGCCUUAAUUUUUAACUUCGCUAGAUUCAGGUGAUAUAGGUUAUUACACUGUAAAAGAUUUAAUUUAGAAAACAAUGGAGCAGAAUGAUCACGGGAACCGGCAUUUGUAAUUACACGAACCACUCGCUUUUGUUGAGUAAGAAAUCUGUUACAUCUAGAUGGCGAGCUGCCCCGGGUAAUAAUAGCAUAAUUCAAAUAUGGUAAAUUAAGGAAUUAUACAAUCUUAAUGAAACCUUAUCCAGAAGACAAAGCCUUAAGCGAUUCAUAAUGCCUAUUUUCUUGGGUAUUGUUUAAAGCUACCUCAUCGAUGUGACAUUUACAAGUAUGAUUUUCAUCCAGUGUUACACCCAGAAAUUUUGUACUUGGGUCAACCUCGAAUUGUUUAAGAUCAAGUGGACAUUUUGUGAAUACUUAAAUUGAUGUGAACCAAAUAUUAUGUAAUGUGAUUUGAGGGCAUUAAUACACAAUUUGUUUGCUAAAGCCACUCAUUAAUUUUAGCAAGUUCCAAAUUAGUUUUUUUGGAUUGCUUCAUUUACAUUAUUGUGUGUAUACAACACUGUUUGAGGUACUGUUUGAGGUACUUUAUAAUCUGUCGUUGAUGUAAAGUAGAAAUAGCAAUGGUCCUCAAUUAGAACCUUGUGGUACCCCACACAAGGACUGCCUUGUGUGGGGUUCAUUGACUCCCCGACUGCUGGAAUUCACAGAUUUAAACGAUAUGCACUGCUCUCUGUUACAGAGAGAACUUUUUAAUAAGUCUAGAGCUGUACCACAAAUUCCGUAAUACUCUAAUUUUUUUUAGUAAAUGUUAUGAUGGACAGUGUCAGAAGCUUUUGAUAAGUCUAGAAAUACACCAAUGGAGAAGUUCUGUUUGUCAAUCGCAUUACAUUACUAAGAACAUAUAAUAUCGCCAAUUUUGUGAUUCAGAAAAAAAUGUCGUGUGAAGAAAGAUAAUAAUCUCUGAUAAAUAAGCUUUUCAAACAAUUUUGAAAAUGUAGAUAGGACAGAAAUAGGUCUAUAAUUAGUUACAUCGUGCUUACAACCUUUUUUGUAAAUCGGUAUUACUUUGGCUUUUCGUAGACAAUCAGGAAACACUCUAGCUGUGAGAACCUUGAUAAAGAUAUCAGCCAAGGUCUUAGCAAGUGCGUUCCUUGCCUGCUUGAUGACACAGGGACUUAGAUCAUCACAACCAGGCACCUUCCCAGAAGGAAAUUUGCUUAUACAAUCAGCAACCUCCUUUUGGGUAAAAAGUGUGAAAAACAGGGAGUUUGAGUUUUUGUUACUUAGAAAAUAAAAUAAAAAGUCCACAAGUCAUAGCGGUAGCAUUUGAUAACUUAACUUGUGCGCCCUACGAUCCACCGAUGGUUGCUGACUGCAUGUGUAUGACUUGGUAAGCACGCAUCUUGCUUGCAAGAGAAUAAAAAAAAACAGUUGUGCAGCUAGGCGAAGAGUUAUACAAUUUAACUACUUGGGCCAAAAGUGAGACUUUUAUGUACACGCAGAUUUACACAGGGGUCCAAAGAUGGAUAAUGGAUGGAAUUCAUCUCGGCUCAAAGCAUAGUAAAAAAGUUCUUCUAUCAUGCAACAAUAGUAAAGGGAAACGUGGUGUAAAUCAGAGAAACGACUCAAAAUGUGGAAAUUGUUUGAUUCCAAUGGGCGAGGAGGCGUUGGGCUUGGACGCUUCGCGUCCUCGCCUAUUCAAAUAAAAGAAUCUACACGUUUUGAACGGCAUUGUUAGCAUGCCUUGCCUCGAAAAAUAAGAAUAAAACCCAACUAUAUUAAGUUAGGCAAACAGAGUUUUGACCUUUGUUACAAUGAAACUGAACCUUGGCCCUUUUCACGUACGAAGUCAGUAUUAGUUGAACUGAAUAGACCUCGUACGGAGGCAUAUUUUGGUGUCUGCCAUAAUUAUUGGUUUACCUACGCAUUAAAUUCAGCUAGCUUUGGGCUCGUAGACUGCCUUUGACCAACAUAAAUGCAGGAUUCCUUUUUACAUUUUGUAUGCUGAGGUCAGAGAGCUUAUCUUUAAACAUGCUGAUUACACAUUCUGUCGAUUUUCCCGAAAGUACCCUUCCAAACAGCGCACUCAGCGGAGUCCAGCUGACCACUGAGAAAGACUUCAGUGACUUCACUAUAUAUGAGGCACGUGUCCAGGCCAAUUCCACUGUUCCCUUCAGAUCACCUGACAACAAGAGAAGCCUUCAUUUCUACUACUGCAUUAGCGGAAGGGGGAAGUUUCAAGCUAGCGCUGGUGGGGAAAAGCGGGAUAUUUGCCCUGAUACUGUGAUAGCACUGUCCUCCGAUGUGAUCUACGAAUUGACAGUGUCAGCAGAGGGCCCCAUGCGUGUGUUCGUAGUCUACUAUCCAGACAAUGAGUUGGUUUAUACCUCUUUGGCAGUUGUGCGAAGCUUAGCAGAAAUUGAUGGUACUGAAAGAGAUGUCGACUGGGGAAACGGCCACAGUUGGCAAUACCUCCUCAAACCAGACGGGCUUCCUCUGGGUAUCAGCAAAACGCGAUUAAACCCUGUAACGUCUUCUAAAUUGGCCCAUCAACACCACACAGAAAGUGUGUACUACACCUCUGGGCGAGUCACCUACAAAUGGCAGGAUACCAGUGGUACCUGGGUAAACCAUAGCUCUAAGGUGGAUGCAGGGAAUGGCACCAACGUCCUUUUAAAUGAUCAUGACCGUCACAUACUGGAAAACCACGAGGAAUAUUCUAACUGUAUCUCUAUCUUCUAUCCCGCCCUGACGGGAAAAGAAGAGCAGGUCCUGACUGAGGACGGGUUUACUGGUUUUGAGAGUUCAUAUUGAAUUUGAUAAGAAAAUGUAUACUGAAAUGCAAUUUCUUUUUUUCAUAAGAAAUAUUGAUACACUUCAAAUCUGUGUAGCUAAAAAAGUUUAUUUCUUUAUAAAGUGGAUGCCGCUGAUUCCCCUUACAAGCUACAGGACUCUCACAGUUAACUCCAAAAAAAACUUUAAUCAUACAAAGACAAAAUGCACAAAGAUGGCGAGAAUAAAAUUAAAAAUAAUAAUAAAGUAUAAAAGUUUAAUUCACAGAUAUAUUCUGUGGUGUAUUAGGCUUAUAAAUGCCAAUGACAUUCUUGAACGAGCCUAGUAAAUAAAAUUCAAAGAACUCUCAGAACAAUGACUUUUGCUUUUUAUCUACUUUUAUUAAAUAAAAAGUUUCAAAUUGAAAACACGUACAUGUACUGCUCAACUUCCACAAGAACUCCCGUCACAGAGUGGAAAAAAAACCGGAAUUUCGAUGUCCUUGGCAAAUUGAAAAGAGGAUGUGAACUUAAAUAGCGAGUUAUAUACAGUGAGCACAUAACAGCCAUUCGGGUCGAGUUUGUUUUCUUAAUGUUAAGCAUUUUAAUUGGUCUGAACAAGGAAACCAAAACAGACGAUACCGGUCAGGAGGGUCAAAGUUCAACAGGCUAUACACCUCAUCCUUGUUGGCAGCUUUCACAAUCGACUUCCUCUAUGCUUAUCACCUAAACUUCACAGGUGUAUGUACGCGUGCAUAUUGGAAUCUGUGAUCUGCAAGUUGCUAUUUCUGAGCAUGGAAAGUUGCCAACAAUCUACAUUUAUAGGUCUGAAUGUAGGCGGGCAGGUUUACUUUACCACCUUGAGUACACUGCGGAGCGACUUGGAAUCUA
Molecule: messenger RNA, 7903 nt
Organism: Acanthaster planci (crown-of-thorns starfish)
Lineage: Eukaryota; Metazoa; Echinodermata; Asteroidea; Valvatida; Acanthasteridae
Biological process (GO): ectoine biosynthetic process
Molecular function (GO): ectoine synthase activity
Source: RefSeq, a predicted model, not a curated record